GCCGAGAGCUGGGGCGCCUGUGGCUCCGGGCAGGGGCCGAGGUCGAAAGAUGCCGGUCCGCAGGGGCCACGUCGCUCCCCAAAACACUUACCUGGACACCAUCAUCCGCAAGUUCGAGGGCCAGAGUCGUAAGUUCCUGAUCGCCAAUGCUCAGAUGGAGAACUGCGCCAUCAUUUACUGCAAUGACGGCUUCUGCGAACUCUUUGGCUACUCCCGAGUGGAGGUGAUGCAGCAACCCUGCACCUGCGACUUCCUCACAGGUCCCAACACGCCGAGCAGCGCUGUGUCCCGCCUGGCGCAGGCCCUGCUGGGGGCUGAGGAGUGCAAGGUGGACAUCCUCUACUACCGAAAAGAUGCCUCCAGCUUCCGCUGCCUGGUGGACGUGGUGCCUGUGAAGAACGAGGACGGGGGUGUCAUCAUGUUCAUCCUCAACUUCGAGGACCUGGCCGAGCUCCUGGCCAAGCGCAGCAGCCGCAGCUUGUCCCAGCGCCUGUUGUCCCAGAGCUUCCUGGGCUCCGAGGGCUCUCACAGCAGGCCAGGCGGACCAGGACCAGGCACAGGCAGGGGCAAGUACAGGACCAUCAGCCAGAUCCCGCAGUUCACGCUCAACUUCGUGGAGUUCAACCUGGAGAAGCACCGCUCCAGCUCGACCACAGAGAUUGAGAUCAUUGCGCCCCACAAGGUGGUGGAGCGGACACAGAAUGUCACUGAAAAGGUCACCCAGGUCCUGUCCUUGGGUGCGGAUGUGCUGCCCGAGUACAAGCUGCAGGCGCCGCGCAUCCACCGCUGGACCAUCCUGCACUACAGCCCCUUCAAGGCCGUGUGGGACUGGCUCAUCCUACUGCUAGUCAUCUACACAGCCGUCUUCACGCCCUACUCAGCCGCCUUCCUGCUCAGCGACCAGGAUGAGUCACAGCGUGGGGCCUGUGGCUAUACCUGCAGUCCCCUCACCAUGGUGGAUCUCAUUGUGGACAUCAUGUUCGUUGUGGACAUCGUCAUCAACUUCCGUACCACCUACGUCAACAACAACGAUGAGGUGGUCAGCCACCCCCGCCGCAUCGCCAUCCAUUACUUCAAGGGCUGGUUCCUUAUUGACAUGGUGGCCGCCAUCCCUUUUGACCUCCUUAUCUUCCGCACCGGCUCUGAUGAGACCACGACCCUGAUUGGGCUACUGAAGACAGCACGGCUGCUGCGGCUGGUGCGCGUGGCACGGAAGCUGGACCGCUACUCUGAGUAUGGGGCAGCUGUGCUCUUCUUGCUCAUGUGUACCUUCGCACUCAUCGCGCACUGGCUGGCCUGCAUCUGGUAUGCCAUUGGCAACGUGGAGCGGCCCUACCUGGAACACAAGAUCGGCUGGCUGGACAGCCUGGGUGUGCAGCUUGGCAAGCACUACAACAGCAGUGACCCAGCCUCAGGCCCCUCGGUGCAGGACAAGUAUGUCACAGCCCUCUACUUCACCUUCAGCAGCCUCACCAGCGUGGGCUUUGGCAACGUCUCACCCAACACCAACUCCGAGAAGGUCUUCUCCAUCUGCAUCAUGCUCAUCGGCUCCCUGAUGUACGCCAGCAUCUUCGGGAAUGUGUCGGCGAUCAUCCAGCGCCUGUAUUCGGGCACCGCGCGCUACCACACGCAGAUGCUGCGGGUCAAGGAAUUCAUCCGCUUCCACCAGAUCCCCAACCCGCUGCGCCAGCGCCUGGAGGAGUACUUCCAGCACGCCUGGUCCUACACCAACGGCAUUGACAUGAACGCGGUGCUGAAGGGCUUCCCCGAGUGCCUGCAGGCCGACAUCUGCCUGCACUUGCACCGCGCGCUGCUGCAGCACUGCCCGGCUUUCAGCGGUGCCAGCAAGGGCUGCCUGCGCGCCCUAGCUGUCAAGUUCAAGACCACGCACGCGCCACCUGGGGACACGCUGGUGCACCUCGGCGACGUGCUCUCCACGCUCUACUUCAUCUCCCGAGGCUCCAUAGAGAUCCUGCGCGACGACGUGGUCGUGGCCAUCCUAGGCAAGAAUGACAUCUUUGGGGAGCCUGUCAGCCUCCAUGCCCGGCCGGGCAAGUCCAGUGCAGACGUGCGGGCUCUGACCUACUGCGACCUGCACAAGAUCCAGCGGGCAGACCUGCUAGAGGUGAUGGACAUGUACCCGGCCUUUGCGGACAGCUUCUGGAGUAAGCUGGAGGUCACCUUCAACCUGCGGGAAGCAGCUGGGGGUCUCCAUUCAUCCCCGCAACAGGCUCCAGGCAACCAAGACCACCAGAGUUUCUUCCUCAAAGACAACCAGUCAGAUGGAGCCCCUCCCCUGAGCAUCUCAGAUGCAUCUGCCUUCUGGCCUGAGCUGUUGCAGCAAAUGCCCCCAAGGCAUAGUGCUCCAGGCCCUCAGGGAGACCCACAGUGCUGGCCUCUGAAGCUGGGCUCCAGGCUAGAGCAGCUCCAGGCCCAGAUGAACAGGCUGGAGUCCCGCUUGUCUUCAGACCUCAGCCGCAUCUUACAGCUCCUCCAGCAGCCCAUGCCCCAGGGCCAUGUCAGCUACAUUCUGGAAGCCUCUGCCUCCAAUGACCUGGCCUUGUUUCCUAUCACCUCAGAGACUCAGAGUCCAGGGCACAGGCUGCCCCAGGGCUUUCUGCCUUCUACACAGACCCUGAGCUGUGGAGACUUGGAUGACUGUAGUCCAAAGCACAGGAACUCCUUCCCCGGGAUGCCUCACCUGGCUGUGGCAACAGACAAAAGUCUGGCACCAUCCUCUGAACAGGAACAGCCUGAGGGGCUCUGGCCACCCCUGGCCUCACCUCUGCAUCCCCUGGAAGUACAGGGACUCAUCCGUGGUCCCCGCUUCUCCUCCCUUCCUGAACAGCUUGGCUCUGUUUCCAAGCAGCUGGAGUUCCAGAGACAUGGUUCAGAUCCUGGAUUUGCAGGGAGUUGGGGCCACUGAACUCCAAAAUAAAGACACCAUGAGGGUAUUGAAGGUGGGCAAGGUGAGAGUUAAGGAUCUUGGGGAGGCAGACAGCCUCCCAGAUGGGCUUCUCCUAGAGUAGCUACAACUGCUGAUCCAGGUGACCAGGAUGGCAUGGGUGAAGAGGCUCAGGAUUUUUCCCAGCCUCCUCCGGGGCUCCAUUUAGGCAGCAAGCCUGGUGGAGGGUGGAAGAGUCUCAGGUGUGGAGGCAGCUUACAGGAUGGAGAGGGCAGUGAAGAAAGAGUUUCUGAUCUACGUGAGUACCUUGCUCUGGGCGGCACGUGAUCACCUCCCAGCUCAGAACCCUCCACCACCUCAUGGCCCAGCACCAAGGCCCGGGAUUGAUCAGAACUCUUACCAUGGAGACUCCAACCUGGCUAGAGAUGGAGGUGUAUUCUGUGGUAGACAUGUUAGGACAGACCUCCAGCCCUGUUCUCCUGAUGGUUCUGUGACAUCGGGUCUCUUGAGGGCAGUGGAGUGUCACACAGCUAAUAAAGCGCACAUUU
Molecule: messenger RNA, 3453 nt
Organism: Saimiri boliviensis boliviensis (Bolivian squirrel monkey)
Lineage: Eukaryota; Metazoa; Chordata; Mammalia; Primates; Cebidae
Source: RefSeq, a predicted model, not a curated record